GCAUUGAUCCCGCAUUUUGCCCGAGAAGCGCACGAAAUGUUCCAUAUGGCUCCUGACUAAUCCUUAAACCUGUGUGUUUUCCAUACCAUGAUGAUUAUGUACAUAGGGAGAGCAAUGAAUGAAGAAUGAUGCAUAUUGCGUUGAUGUCGAUGGCUCGAUGGCGACAGUCCGCCAACCGUCCGUAAGCGCCGGGGGCUUGGCGUUGUUGUCCGCGACAACCCAAGGGGUCCAAAGAGACCCUGUCAAUCCCUCUCCAUCUUUCCAUCUUCCCAUCUUUCUUCCUCCGCCUUUCUUCGAUUCUUUCCCCUCCGCCGCAACCACGCCUUCUCCUUCUCUUUGUUUCCCCCCCCCUCCUUCGUUACACAACGAUCGUUUUGUUGCUCUCGUGGGAUCGAUUCCCUUCAUUCUUUCGCAAUUCCCACCCGCCCGCCAAGGCGGCUGCGCCCCAGCCAAGCCCAACAUUGGUCGUUCGCUGUUGUCGGAAUCCCUUUCCACCUCUGUAUACUACUCGUGAAGCUGUGGGUUCUCGGAGAAAAACAGCACAUCGCCAGUUAUCUUUCAUCUCCGGUGUGACCCGUCAUACAUGAUCGGACCCCGAGCCAAGAUCUC
Aspergillus sclerotioniger CBS 115572 is the source of this 609-nucleotide messenger RNA. RefSeq lists its product as uncharacterized. The coding region runs from base 119 to 514 and encodes 131 amino acids. Lineage: Eukaryota; Fungi; Ascomycota; Eurotiomycetes; Eurotiales; Aspergillaceae. The transcript is spliced from 2 exons. The record is from RefSeq and is a predicted model, not a curated record.